GUGACACCCCCGCCCCGCCCCUUCCCCUGCGCGGCCGGACGGGACCGAGGCCGGCGAUGCUCUCCCAGAUCUUCAUCCUCUCCUCCAAGGGCGACCGCCUCAUCCACAAGGACUUCCGCGGCGAGGCCGGCGGCACCAGCCCGGACCUCGCCGACACCUUCUACCGGAAGAUCACGGCGCUGCCGGGCGACCAGGCCCCCGUCUUCAUGGCGCACGAGGGCCGGCACUUCGUCCACGUGCGGCACGCGGGGCUCUACUUCGUGGCCACCACCACCGCGCCGGACGCGUCGCCCUUCACCCUCGUGGAGUUCCUCAACAGGCUGGUGACGCUGCUGCGGGACUACUGCGGGGCCCUCAGCGAGAAGAACGUCAGCCUCAACUUCGCCCUCAUCUACGAGCUCCUGGAUGAGAUGCUGGACUACGGCUACGUCCAGACGACGGCGCCCGAGGUGCUGCGCAACUUCAUGCACACGGAGCCCGUGGCCACCAAACCCUUCAGCCUCCUGGACCUGGGCUCCGUCGGGCUGUUUGGCGCCGAGACGCAGCAGAGCAGGGUGGCCCCCGGCUCGGCCGCCAGCCGCCCCGUGCUGCCGCCCCGGGGGGAGCAGGGCGCCAAGAACGAGGUUUUCCUGGACGUGGUGGAGAGGUUGACGGUCGUCAUCGCGGCCAACGGGACCCCCAUGAAGGUCGAUGUGCAGGGUGAGAUUCGCCUCAAGUGCUACCUGCCCAACUGCUGCGAGAUGCGCGUGGGGCUGACGGAGGAGUUCUGCGUGGGCAAGUCGGAGCUGCGAGGGUACGGCGCGGCCGUGCGCGUGGACGAAUGCGCCUUCCACGGCGCCGUCAGGCUGGACGAGUUCGAGAGCGGCCGGAUCCUCAAGGUCACCCCGAGCCAGGGCGAGCUCACGCUCAUGCAGUACCAGCUGGCCGACGACAUCCCCUCGCCGCUGCCCUUCCGCCUCUUCCCCACCGUGGACCGAGACCCCACGGGCAGGCUGCGGCUCUACCUGAAGCUCCGCUGCGAUCUGCCCCCCAAGAGCCAGGCCCUCAACGUCCGCCUCCAGCUGCCCGUGCCCAAGGGGGUGAGCAGCCUGGCGCAGGAGCUCAGCAGCCCCGAGCAGAGGGCCGAGCUGCAGCCCAGCACCAAGUCCAUCCGCUGGGACAUCCCGCGGUGUCAGGGGGGGUCCCAGCUCUCCGCCCUCUUCAAGCUGGAGGUGCCGGGGCUGAGCAGCGCCUCGCUGCUGGAGCUGGGCCCCGCGAACAUGGCCUUCGAGCUGCCCGCGCACACGUGCUCGGGGCUGCACGUGCGCUUCGUGCGCUGCGCCGGGCCCCCCGCCGGGCUGCCCCACCGCUGGGUGCGCUACGUGACCCACAGCGACUCCUACGUCGUCCGCCUCUGAGCCCCUCCGCCGCACCCAGGCGCUGGCCACCAACCCGCUUAUUUAUUAAGUGACACCAAAUGGGGGGGGGGGGGACGGGGAGCUGGACUCCCCCCACCCCCCACCCCCGAUCUGGGCUCAAAACAGCAAUAAACAGGCAACAAACUGUCA
This is a messenger RNA of Rhea pennata, 1547 nucleotides long. RefSeq names its product adaptor related protein complex 4 subunit mu 1 (gene AP4M1). Gene Ontology annotation, cellular component: cytoplasmic vesicle; clathrin adaptor complex; trans-Golgi network. NCBI's taxonomy places the organism in Eukaryota, Metazoa, Chordata, Aves, Rheiformes, Rheidae. The record is from RefSeq and is a predicted model, not a curated record. The transcript has 16 exons. Gene Ontology annotation, biological process: Golgi to lysosome transport; intracellular protein transport; protein targeting. Bases 57 to 1397 code for a protein of 446 amino acids.